CUCAGACCGAGGUGAUGAAGAGUAUCCUGGACAUGGACAUGCCACCAUGUGCAGCAAAAGAACUCCAACAUCCACGCGACCACAAGUGAGGAAGAAUGAAGGAGACAUGUACGAGCACAUAAUCCUGGCAAGUGAAAUGUGUGUCUGUCUGCAUAGCUCUCACCAUUCUGGUACACUCUUCAGUCGCUCUAGCGAUAUGGAGGCAAAGGGGACUCGAGAGAGCCGGAAGAAGGAUUUCGUGACGACAAUUGAGAAGUGAGACAUCAAACACAUCUAGUUGUGUGUGGUGUGUAUAUCAUCUGUUUUUCUCCAUCCAGAGCAAAGCAAAUUGCCGUUCGGUUCCUUCGUCAGCUGACGUUGAAAUUGGAUGAGUAUCAAGCCGGUCAGACGAUUGAUACAUUCUAUCCACAGCUCAAAGACAGCGAACGACAGUCUCAUCAGAAGGAGCGGGAGUCUUGGGAGGACAAGUCAUCAAGCACUUCAUUCGGGAAAGUGAUGGACUUCAUCUUGAGGCAUUCUUCCUACUGGGAUCGUAAGCAGAGGACUAUUGAUGCAAGCCUACUGUGUCUCGCCUGCAUCUUUCCUUUAUUUCACUCUCUGCAUCUGCAUCAGUUCAAUACUCAGACUCUCUUGAGGAACGUCUUGAAAACCGAAUUCGACGGAUGGGCGGGGUUUUUCCAAGCAACAACAUGGAAGACGACCUGAAGGCCCUUCUUCGGGCAUACUUCUUGUUGUCCGAGCGCUUUGUACGGCUCGUGAGCUAUUCAAGCGAAAGGGCUAUUCAAGAGAAGAACAUGGACUUCAGAGUUCAAGAAACAAUAGUCGUUCGCCAGCCAGCCAAUGUCACCAAAGAGAUGAUCGCCAGGGAUCAGGCGGAGCUCAGAAAGCCAGCUCCCGCCCCUUCUUUCUUAGCUGGGACUGCGGGGGACCUAAAGGGUGAUCUGGCGCGCCCUCUGCGACGAUCGAGUUGUGUUGAAGAUGCUAGAGGACAGCUGGCGGCUAUGGAGGUUAUCCUUCAAGACAGGAACCGUGACCAGCUUAAUCGUCAGAGUGAUGAUCAGCCGCUCACCUAUCGAUCCUGCCAGCCAGUAAGCAGGAGAGAGAGGCAGAUGCGAGAAUGCGCAUCUGAUCACUUAAAGCGUGUCUCUCGAUGUUUAGGCUGUGGAUGCGUUAAGAGGACGCUCCUAUACAGCCGGGGAGAGCAUGUUGCGUUGGCAGCUUCAGAUGUUCGACAAAGCAUCGCGGUCCACUUCUCGACUGCAGCCUGAGACACCUGCUAUGGAGACAGCAAAGGACUUGUUCUCCGUGGCACUGCCGGCAGCUGUGGUGUUCGCCAGAAGUCCGUCUCUGCCUCCGCUGGAGUCAGUGAUAGCGGCUGCUUCAAUAGGAAAGGUAGCUCCGUCAGCGCAGAACAAAAAAGAAUGCAGACGGGGAUACAGCGACGCCAAUCACUGCGUCUCAUCCUUUCUUCACUGCUCUGUUUUCGUUCAGAAUGCGCCUGAGGAAGAUACGGACGCUCACCCACCUUCGCUGCAGGCAAGUGAUGUGUGCCUACCGCUCAGUGUGCGGCGUGCGAUGCUCGUUUCCGGCUUGUCACUGGAGGAUAUCUCGGCGAUGCAGGGGCAACAAUAUGGAGAGGAGAGCGGCCUAUCGGACGAAAAUACAUGGAGACGCCCUCCAAAUGUAAGUCACCUCAAAAUUAAAAGAACUGGCUGUCGCACACCAUGAUUAAUUACUGCUGAGUGCUUGUAUCAGGCUGGUGUGGUGGAGGAGACACCGGAUUGGAAUGACGAGAUAAAUGCCAAGAUUGCAGCGGCGCAAGCAAACAGGGUACGAGAACUAGAGCACGACAUCGAGGAGCUGCAGCGUCAGAAAGGGAAGACGGACGAAGAGAACGCGGCCCUUAAAAACGACAUUCGGGCGGUGAAGAAUGAGAAGGAGCGGAUGGAGACGGACACAAAGAACCUAUGGCGGUGUAACAGCGAACUCCGUCAACACCUGGAGUUGGCCGAGCAGCACGAGAAUAAUAUCAAGGAUCUCUUACAGCAAAACAGAACGGCUCUGAGCGAGCAGGUACGGUCCCGGUAUCUGAACACUUUAAGCACACACUUGUCUAUCACUCAAACAUUCACUAGCAUGCGUCGAUUGCCGCGUGUUUGUCCCUUCUUACAGUUCCCACAAGUCCUGCAGAGGAUGUCGAGGCUGGAAGAGAGACACGAGGAACUGAACAACACUGUGAUGACUGAACUUCCUCGUCUCAAACCACCCCCCUCCCGCGCAGACGAGAAGCUCACCGAGGUGCUGCAAAAGCUCUGUCACUUAGAGGAUCUCGAGGCCAAGAUGACGGACAUGCUCGUCAGCAUCCACGCGAAGGAAGCCGCCCAGGCAUCGAGCCCCACAUCACCCCGUAACAAGGCGGUCGUACAAGAAAUCGUGAAGGAGCUGCGAACGGAAUUCGAGGAGCCGUUACAGAGACUCGGCACUUUCCCGGCCGCCUUCGAGGCAGAAGUGCAGAAGCUUGGCAAGCUGCAUGGCGAUAUGGAGGGAGUCUUGUGCAGCCAAGCCAACGCUGAUGCCAUCAAGCCGUCGACUUCCGACAGCAGUCCGCCCCCGAUGACUGAUGUGGCCGUUCCCGCCGCGCUAGAGCGAAAAGGAUCGUUGUUCAGUGAAGUAGUUGACGCAGAAGCACAGGGAAAGGUAGUUCAGUCAGACAAGACCCAAUAAAAGCCUCAUUUAUGGAUAUCGACCUCGCGCUUCAUGUCGUGCUUCUGCGCAGUUGAAGGAGGCACAAGAGACCAUUGAGAAUCUCAGAGGAGAACUUGCGCAGGCCGCAGGGCUGAGGGAUCGGCUCGAGACCAAGACAGACAAAUUGGAGUACAAUCCACCAUCCUUGAGCCAUUGAGAAUCGAAUCGCUCAUGGCGUGUGUGUCUCGAUCGAUGUUCGGUGUGUGUCUUAGGCAAGCGCUGCACGACAGUGAGCUGGAGAGGACAACCGUCUACGGAGAGUUCUCGAAGCUCAAAGAGUGCAUCCAGGACCAAGGCGUAAGGAUACAGUUCAUGGAACAAGAGCUGGUGGCCACCCGAGAGCGCGAUGGGGCCAAUGAAGAAAAACUGCUGUUUGUCAUGUCAAAACUGCAGGAAAGGGUUGCAUCUCUCACGAAGCGUGUGGCAGAGCUCGAUGCUCAGGUAAAAGGUGGAAAUGGUCACUUCUCGAAAGAUGUAUCAUUAUAUUGCGGUGAUUUUUGCUUCAUUGUCAGCUUGAAGAGAAAGACGAGGCCCUCAGGAAGGCUCAAUUGGAAAUUCAGCGAGAGAAGGAGGCACGCAAGCGGCUGGACGACGAGACACAGCAGCGACUGACAGCGCUUCAAGCCGUCAAUGAUCGCUGGGACAAGACGCAGACCUUUGAAGAGCUGGGAGAUGGACUCAAGGGAGAGCUGCAGUUCAUGCGAGAGGACAAGAAGAAGCUGCAAGAGCAGCACGACAAGCUUGCCACGGAACUAGUUCAGGUGCGUGCUGAUAAGCACUCAUGCGACAGGGCUCACAGCGAAACGAUGAAGGAGCUCAUCGCGGCACGUUCCGAGGCAUCCAAGAAGAGCAAGGAGCUGGAAAUCUGCCAGCUUGAGGCUGGUAAGACAGAAAGUCAUUGCACUCUCUCGAGUCACUUGUUCUCUUCUUCUUGUCUUUCCCAUACAGAGCUUUUGAAAACGGAAAUGAAUGCUGCACUCGCCGAGAGCAAAGGGCUACGCGAGCAGCACGCUGCCGAAUUGGGAAAGCUGCGCAUGAAGGAGCAGAUCCUGGAGCAACAGAUUGAGCAGAUGCAGCAAGAGAUGUCGCACGCCAGGGCGGAGAGCGACCGGCAGCUGACAGAGCUGAGAGAGCAGGUCAGUGGACAACAUGACUAAAACAUGAUGCACGGGCGAUUGGUGGCAAUAUGUGUGCAGGUCAAGGAAAAGGACUGUGAAUUGCAGAAGAUGAUCGGCGCCUACAAAGCCCUCGAGGAGGAGAAGGCAGCCCAACAGGCGCACUACACAACGACCCUACACGAACAGGCAACCAAAGGAGAGAGACACGACCACACAGCACAGCCCCAGACAUUUUGGCGUUCUUGUCUGCAGAAAGCCGAGCUACAAGGACAGCUGGUGGCUCUGACCGAUCAGCUGAGCAGCGCCGAGGCCGAGAAGGCAGCUUUUGAGGUGAAGCGGGAUGCCCUGCAGCAGUUGGUGGACAACAUGAUAAUGGAAAAGGACGAGAUCGAUAGCGAGCUUAAAGACUUGAAACAAAACAGGGUGCAAAGUGACCGACAGCUGACAGAGUUGGGUACACAGGUCAGCGGGCUACAGGGGGUGAGGCACAAUGCAGAAUGGAUGAUUGGUGGCGGUAUGCUGCAGGUCAACGAGAAAGACGCUGAACUGCGGAAGAUGGCCGAGGCUUACAAAGCCCUCGAGGAGAAGGCAGCCCAGGAAGCGCGGCACACUAACACCCUCAACCAACAGGUUAGUAACCAAAUGAGAGAGGCAAAUGGCAACAAGAGAGCGAUCGGCAUCCUUCAUCGAUGGUCGUGUUCAUAAUGUAUAUUCCUGUGGGUUGGUGUCUCGUCUUUUUUCCGUUAUCAUGUCAGCUCAAAAAGACCUUUGAAGGGCUGGCAGAUGGCCUCAAGGGAGAGCUGCACUCCAUGCGAGAGGACAAGGCCAAGCUGCAAGAGCAAAACGACAAGCUUGCCGCGGAACUAGCUCAAGUGCGUGCUGAUGAGCAUUCAGGUGACAAGGCUCACAGCGAAACGAUGAAGGAGCUUAUGGCGGCGCGUGUUGAGGCAUCCAACAAGAGCAAAGAGAUUGCUGAUAUCACCGCGCAGCUGGACAAGUGCCAGCUUGAACCUGGUAAGACAGAAAGCAGUCAUUCUUUCUCGACUCACUGUUGUCUUCUUCUUACUGUCUUUCAUAUUCAGAGCGGGUGAGAACAGACACUCGAGCGACGGAGGAGGCUGCAGCCAACAUCGACGCACUACAGAAGCAGAAUCAAGUGGGCGAAAAGGAUUAAGUACUCACUGCAUAUCAUCUUGUGGCUCUCGUCCCUCUUUUCAGGAUCUGAGAAGCCGUGAGGUUGCCAGGAAGAGUGAGAGAGACGCGGCCAUGCAGGACCUCGAGCGCGUCAACAAGACAGAGGUGAGCAUGGUGCAUUGGUCAAAGGUGGAAGCGUGGGCAAAGGCAUGUCUGUAUCAUGGCUCUCACGUAUGCAGGAGGCCACUCGCAAGCACAAUGAAGAGCUCAAGAAGAAGAUUAAGGAAAUGAGCGAGGAGAUGAAGAUCCUCAACGACCGCCAUCAGCGACCCAACGUACGAAACAAGACGCUUCAUGGGCUUCCCUGCAUGUCAAUCAUCCCUCCUGUCUGGUGUUGUUGUGUCGGCGGUACAGGAGGAGAGCACGCAGACUUUUGAACAGCUGGCAGACAACCUGAACUCCAUGCGAGAUGAGGGUAAGAACGCAGGCAUGCUUGCACACAUCUGCCAGCAGCCGCUGCUUUUGCCUUCCAUACACACAUACAGCAAAAGCAUUCUGCCUUCUCAUGUCUGUCUCUGACUGCAGUCAAGAAUCGUUUGGAGGAUAUCGUGCGGGUGCUCAACAGUCACACGCAUCAUAACGGGUCGAGCAGGCCUGAGCAAUCUGUAAGUGAAAGGCUCUCAGCACGCACUUGCUUCACAUGCUUCCAUUUCAUUUCAGGCUGAGCUGCGUUCGAUAUUGAGGGAAUUGUCGAGUGAGGACAUCGAGGAGAAAAGCAGAAUGGCUGCAUUUCUCCUCUGGAAGAGCGAUCCCCACAGACACGCCGACGAGGAGAAAAACUAUUUUGAGGUACGGGAAGGCGAGAUGGAGGAUCAAUCUGCCGUUUCUUGCCUUACCUUCACCUGCAUGGACUUGUGCAGGCAAAAGCGAACGUGCUCCAGAGUAUAAUUCUUGAUCGUCUGAAGCUUUCUCCUGAGCUGAGAGUGUUGUCGCAGCGUGAGGGGAGGGGGGAGGGGGCUAGCCCAUAA
This is a messenger RNA of Vitrella brassicaformis, 6025 nucleotides long. Lineage: Eukaryota; Vitrellaceae. The record is from the annotation of a GenBank genome assembly.